UCAUAGAGCGACGCCAUCCCUGCAAACACAUUCAAGUACUCUCAUUGCUGCGUUGAAAUUCCCUUCUCAAACUAAUAAACAUCUCAGACACGUAACACCAAAACAGACCAUAUAUGUCUCUUCCAACACUCGUAGAUACUAAGGAAAACACCACCAACACUACUUUCCCUAAACUCAAGAUCAAAGAUGGAGGAACACCCUCUUCUUCAGGAGCUCCUUCUUCUUCACGCAACUCUUUCCCUCCCAUAACACAUAACACAGAAGAUAGCGAUGAAGACGUGUUCACUGUUCCAGAUGUGGAAACUGCAGCAAGUGUAGAUUGUGCAGGAAGAAAUCCAUGUAGCAGUAAUGUUAAUGAAAGUAACUCGACAGAUCCACAGAUACAUUAUUGUGGUUUCCCUGGAAAACGGCGUCAGGGAAGAAACCCUGUCGACAAAGAGCAUAGACGCCACAAACGGUAUGUACGCAAAUACAUUUAUCUGCAACUGCAAAACAAAAUGCAAAACCUAGCUACUUCAUAUUUUAGCAGCAAAAUAAAGGUUAAAUUUUGAACUUCAGACUUCAUUAUUU
Molecule: messenger RNA, 570 nt
Organism: Vigna angularis (adzuki bean)
Lineage: Eukaryota; Viridiplantae; Streptophyta; Magnoliopsida; Fabales; Fabaceae
Product: transcription factor HY5-like
Exons: 2
Coding region: 114-551 (145 amino acids)
Source: RefSeq, a predicted model, not a curated record